Molecule: messenger RNA, 1410 nt
Organism: Ophidiomyces ophidiicola
Lineage: Eukaryota; Fungi; Ascomycota; Eurotiomycetes; Onygenales; Onygenaceae
Gene: BNA5
Product: Kynureninase (L-kynurenine hydrolase)
Exons: 4
Coding region: 1-1410 (469 amino acids)
Biological process (GO): NAD+ biosynthetic process
Cellular component (GO): cytoplasm
Molecular function (GO): pyridoxal phosphate binding; kynureninase activity
Source: RefSeq, a predicted model, not a curated record
AUGUCCAACGGGACCACCCACUCUUACCGAGGCGAUGACCGCUCUUUUACCAGGGAAUACGCCCAAUCUUUGGAUGCUCAAGACGCGCUUCGCACCUUCAGAGACGAGUUCAUUAUCCCGUCGAAAGCAGACCUGAAGAGAGAGACGCUCGCCAUCCCGGAAGGAGAGAGCCCGUCUGAGGACUGCAUAUAUCUCUGUGGAAACUCUUUGGGUAUCCAGCCCAAGAACACUCGCACCUACGUUGACCGUCUUCUACAGACAUGGGCAACCAAGGGCGUUCUUGGGCAUUUUGUGAGACUCGAGGACUCGCCUUUCCCACCGUAUAUGGAGUUCGAUGAUACUGCGGCUAAACUUAUGGCUGAUGUCGUUGGCGCACUUCCAAGCGAAGUCGCUGUCAUGAACACUCUGACGGGAAACCUGCAUCUGCUUAUGGCUAGCUUUUACCGACCUACCAAAGAGAAGUAUAAGAUUAUUAUUGAGGGAAAGGCCUUUCCUAGCGAUCAUUAUGCGGUGGAGUCCCAAGUUCAGCUACAUGGCUUUGAUCCGAGGGAUGCCAUGGUGCUCAUUGAACCAGAUGAUCCGAAACUCCCGUUUCUUCCAACUGAGAAAAUAUUAAAGAUCAUCGAUGAGCAUGCUUCUAGCACUGCCCUUAUCUUACUCCCGGGUAUUCAGUACUAUAGCGGUCAAUAUCUUGAUAUCCCAACAAUCACGGCCCACGCCCACUCUAAAGGGCUUAUUAUUGGGUGGGAUUGUGCGCACGCUGCUGGAAAUGUAGAACUCAAGCUUCAUGAAUGGGAUGUGGAUUUCGGAGCUUGGUGCACAUAUAAAUACAUGAAUUCUGGACCUGGUUCUAUGGGAGCAUUGUUUGUGCAUGAAAAGCAUGGUAAGGUUGAUAUGAAAAACCAGGAAAAUCCCUACAGACAUCGUCUGUCAGGAUGGUGGGGUGGAGAUAAGGGACUUAGAUUCCUUAUGGAAAACAACUUUGUUCCUCGUUCGGGUGCCGGUGGAUUCCAGAUCUCGAAUCCUUCUGUGUUGGACAUGAGUGCUGUCUUGGCUUCACUAGAUCUCUUCGAUAGAGCUACUAUGUGCGCUCUCCGAAAGAAGUCACUGGCGCUUACUGCAUAUCUCGAGCACUUGCUGCUCAAUUCUCCCGACGAUGUUCGCCCCACUGACGAACCAUUCACGAUCAUUACCCCGCUGGAUCCUAGCGCACGAGGUGCUCAGCUCAGCGUGCUAUUGAAACCGGGACUUCUUGACACCGUAUUUGCUCAUUUACUUGACAACGGUGUUAUUCUUGAUGAAAGGAAGCCGGAUGUGAUCCGUGUCGCACCCGCUCCAUUGUACAACACCUUCACCGAUGUGUGGGAUUUUGUUCACAUAUUCUUUGAUGCCUGCCGCAAGGCUGCGUGA